UCAAGAAUAAUCAGUCUGGGAAAAGAAAAGGUUGGAAGGCCAGGUUGUUUCAAGCAGCUUUUGGGCUUUACCACCACUGCUGCAAGUCCUCAAUUCUCAUCCUCAAGUUCAAGAUUUGCCAAUAAGUUUCUAAUGGCUGCCAUUAGCACUCAAACUGCCUCAUCUUCAUCAUCAGUUUCUUCUUCAACACCAAAAUGGAAAUGCGAUGUCUUUCUCAGCUUUAGAGGUGAGGACACACGCAAUAGAUUUACUGACCAUCUAUAUGUUGCCUUAAAACAAAAGGGCAUUUUCACCUUUAGAGACGAGGAAAAACUUGAGACAGGAAAAUCUAUUUCAUCAGAGCUUUUGAAAGCAAUAGAAGAAUCAAGGUCUGCAAUUGUCAUUCUUUCAAGAAACUAUGCAUCUUCUACAUGGUGUUUGGAUGAACUUGUAAAGAUCAUUAGGUGCAUGAAAGAGAUGAAAAUGAUGGUUCUACCAAUUUUUUAUGAUGUGGAUCCAUCUACUAUACGAAAACAAAUGGGUACUUUUGCCCAAGCCUUUGAUAAACAUGAAGAACGUUUCAAGGACCACAUAGAGAAGGUGCAAGCAUGGAGAACUGCUUUGAUAGAAGUGGCCAAUCUCAAAGGAUGGCAUGUACAAGAUAGGCCUGAGUCACAAAUUAUACAAAAGAUUGUGGGAGAAUUAUGGCAUAAAUUAGGUUAUUCAUUCUUAGAAAAUACCAAAAACCUAGUAGGAAUUAUUUCUAGAAGGGAGAAAUUGGAGUCAUGUUUGGAUUUAGGGUCAAAUGAUGUUCGCAUUAUAGGAAUUUGGGGGAUGGGAGGAAUAGGUAAAACAACUCUUGCAAGAGUUGUUUUUCGUAUGUUUUCAAAUAAGUUUGAAGGUGGUUGUUUUCUUGCUAAUGUUAGGGGAGUUUUUGAAAAAGAUGGUUUAGUACAAUUACAACAACAACUUAUUCUUCAAAUUUUGAAUGAAAAUAUCAGUGUACAAGAUGUUAAUGAUGGAGUUUUUGUGAUCAAGAAUAGGUUGCGUCAUAAAAGAAUUCUUCUUGUUCUUGAUGAUGUAGAUCAAUUAGACCAAUUAAACAAGUUAGCAGAGAAUCAUACUUGGUUUGGUUUAGGAAGUAGAGUUAUUAUAACAACAAGAGAUAAGCAUUUGCUACAGAUCAUUGGAGUUAAUGAAAUAUAUGAGGCUAAAGGAUUGACUGAAGAUGAAUCUCUUCAUCUUUUGAGUUUGAAAGCAUUUAAAAAAGGGCAUCCUCCUGAAGAUUAUCUAAAGCUGUCCAAACACUUUGUAAAUUAUGCUUGUGGGCUUCCUUUAGCUAUUGAGAUUUUGGGUUCUUUUUUGUUUGGUAGAAGUAUCCAUCAAUGGAAAAGUACAUUAAAUAGACUAAAACAGUUUCCUGAAAAAGAUAUUCUCCAAGUACUUAGAAUAAGUUUUGAAGGACUACAUGAAACAGAGAAGGAAAUAUUCCUAAAUAUUGCUUGUUUCUUUAAUCAUGAGGAGAAAAAAGAUGUAGUAGAAAUACUAAAUUAUCUUGACCUUUUUCCAGAUGUUGGAUUGGAGGUUCUUUUUGAUAAAUCUCUUGUUAAAUUCCGGGGUCAUACCUUAUGGAUGCAUGAUUUGCUUCAAGAAAUGGGCAAGAACAUGGUUUAUGAAGAGUGUCCUAAAGAGCCAGGAAAACGUGGCAAAUUGUGGCAGUUUAAGGACAUUGACAAUGUAUUGACAGAAAAUACGGGAACAAAAGCAGUUCAAGGCAUAGUCCUAAAGUUGCAUAAACAAAAAGAGGAAUUGCAUAAACAAAAAGUGGCAUAUUGGAAUCCUGAAUCCUUUUCAAAGGUUCAUGAUCUUAAAUUGCUUAGAAUUGAUAACGUUCACCUUUUGCAUGAGCCCAAAUAUCUUCCUAAUGCCUUGAGAUUCUUGACUGGUGUGAAUACCCUUCAAAAUAUUUUCCACCAAGUUUCCAACAAAAGUCUUUUGAUAGUUUGAAGUUCAUCAAAUUGAAGAAAUCACUAAAAUUGAUUGAAACUCUUGACUUCAAUGAAAUCCCAAAUCUUGAGAAAUUGGAUCUUGAGGGUUGUAUAAAUUUACGUUCCUUGCACCCAUCAAUUGGAGUUCAUCAAAAACUCACUUUUCUUAACCUAGAAGGUUGCAAAAACCUCAGAAUUCUUCCAAGCAAGUUUGAAAUUGAGUCUCUUAAGAUCCUUAUUCUUUCUGGUUGCGCAAAUUUAAAAAGAAUUCCAGAGUUUGGAGAAAAUAUGAAAAAUGUAUCAAAGCUUUACUUGGAUGGCACUGCUAUUACAAAAUUACCAACAUCAAUUGAAAAUUUGACUGGGCUUGUUUCAUUGAAUGUAAAAGAUUGCAAAAAUCUCAUGUCUCUUCCUAGCACCUUUUUUAAUAUGAAGUGGCUCGAAGAUCUCAAUCUUUCUGGAUGCUCAAAAGUACAGGAAAACUUGGUGAUUGAGAAAAGGGUAGAAGAGGUUGAUGUGAGUGGAACUGCCACAGGACUUAUGGCUUAUUCCAAUACUCUUUUUCAAACUCUUAAAACACUAGCUAUAGGUGGAUUUAAGCUGAGAAGUUCCAAUCACAUGGGCUUGUUAACGACUUCAUUAUGGGGCUUGUGUUCUUUGACCUGUCUAAAUCUAAGUUAUUGCAAUCUCAAUGCAAUCCCCAAUGAUAUUUGUUGCUUAUUCUCUUUAAAAUAUUUAUAUCUAAGCGGCAAUAAUUUUAGUUGUCUUCCGGAAAACAUUGCUCAACUAUCUAGGCUGUAUCGGUUGGAGGUGAACAAUUGUACGAGUCUUCUAUCAUUGCCAAAGCUUCCAUUAAAUAUUUCUUAUAUUUUGGGAAAGGGUUGUACCUCACUAGAAACUCUACCAGAUCUAUUACCACCAAAUUCUCCAUUUCAGCGUUACCUCUACCUUACAAAUUGCAGUAAAUUGGCUGAGAAUCAAGGCUUCAUUGACAAUGGAUUGCUGUUUUUUGCAGCGAUAAUAAGUUCCCUUCGGUGCCCUCGCUCUGAUACCCAUUACUACAGAUAUAACGGUGUUAUCCCUGGAAGUGAAAUUCAAAAGUGGUUUACGCAUCAAAGUAUUGGGGAUGAGGCAUGGAUGAAGAGCUGGACGAAGGGAGGGAGUUUUGGGGAUCUUAAAGCACUUCUCAUUGUCCUUUUUCUCUAUUUUAUGGUAUAUUUGGACUUACAGGAACAAGGAAAACCGUGAAGAAAGAGCCUUUCUCUGCCAUUAAUGUGGUCUUGUAUUGUAAAAGUUUGAUUUCAAUGUGCAGGGUAACUUACAGUUCAAAAAACAAAGAAAAGCCUUGAUAGUAGCAGGAUAAGCAAGUGUAGACCUUUAGAGAGAAGGAAAUGCAGGGGAUCCAAGCUUCUUUUGAAAAAAUAGAGAAGUAGAAAUCAUGUGCUGGAAAGCAAGUAAACAUUGAAACUGGAAGCUUUUACUGCCAAAGGCAUGGAUCAUGAGCUGGCUGAUUAGUGGAAAUUUGAAGAACUUAAAGUUCUUCUAGGUAGCUAACAGUUAAGAACUAAAGGAUUGCAUCCACAGUAGUAAAAUAAGCAAAGUCCAGACCUUUAUAGAAUCUUCCAACUGGCAACCAAUCCUGUUUGAGGAGAGCUGCAAGGGUAGAAGAACGAAAUGGAGGGGAUUCAUUCAGUUUUGAUUGUAAACAUAAAGAUGGGUCCAUUUUUGGUUGUUUGAGCUGGACUAGGGAGGCUGGAAUAGAAAUAACACAGAGGUGACAGAUCGAGCUGAUGAAGGACAUUCAGAUGUUUAGGAACCAGUUGACAGAUGUUUCGGGUUUGGAGAGGAGUUCAGACGUCUUCUGACAGAGCCUCAAUCUCCAGCAACCAUUGCUCCUAACUUCUUUAUGAACUUUAGCUUCGAUAACACAGUUGUUGAAUAGAAUAGUACAAUAGUUGUUGAUGAUUCUGCUUUCUUUAAACGACACUGUUUUUACUAAUUAAAUGCCAUGACAGUAGAGUGACGCCCUUUCAUUAAUUUGAUAGUUUUCGCUUGAUAGCUGUUGGUCCUUUCCAGUUGUCAAUGCCUCAUUGGCUCCACGUUAAUAUGAAGAAACUAAUAAUGCUUUUUAA
Molecule: messenger RNA, 4099 nt
Organism: Quercus lobata
Lineage: Eukaryota; Viridiplantae; Streptophyta; Magnoliopsida; Fagales; Fagaceae
Product: TMV resistance protein N-like
Exons: 10
Coding region: 133-1986 (617 amino acids)
Biological process (GO): defense response; signal transduction
Molecular function (GO): ATP hydrolysis activity; ADP binding
Source: RefSeq, a predicted model, not a curated record